CCUCCUCAGAGAGAAAGGCCUCCCUCCUCCUAGAAGUGCUGAAACUCCAACCAGAGAAGAAACCAGUAGAGCUGAAGGGCUGGUCAGAUGAAGAGAGUGAAGUGAGGAGUUUCCUUCAGUGUCUGCCCUACAUCUCACAGCUGAGUUUCCAUCCAUGGUGGUUUGAUUCCUCAAAGCAGAUCAAGUUCCUGGUGGAUCUCCUGUCUCAAGCAGCAGAGUGGGAGGAGCAGACAAGAGAGAAGACACUGAAGCUGGUAUCAUCAGUGUGGACUUACAGCACCUUUCCUUAUCGCCAUGGAGACAAUUAUAAACUGAGUGAUUUCCUGCUGGAUCUGUACUCACAUGUGAAGGACUAUGAGACUCAAACAGGCAGGAGUUUCCUUCCAGCAUUACAGCCAGUUUACCAGUCAGCUCCUGCAGUCUGGUCCAUAGACCUCUCAGAGAGAAAGGCCUCCCUCCUCCUAGAAGUGCUGAAACUCCAACCAGAGAAGAAACCAGUAGAGCUGAAGGGCUGGUCAGAUGAAGAGAGUGAAAUGAGGAGUUUCCUUCAGUGUCUGCCCUACAUCUCACAGCUGAGGUUGUGUGUUGGUUAUGGUGAAGAGAAGAAGAAGAAGGCCUGGACAGUUCUGUCUAAACUCAGUGUUGCUGCAGCUGAGUUUGAUACAGAGACAGGAGAGAAUAUCUUAAAGACAUUAUCCUCCAUGUGCAGAUACACAUAUGGUGAAGAUGAUGAUGAUGAUGGUGAUGAUGGUAAUGAUCCAUUUAGAGAGAGUGAUUUCCUGCUGGAUCUGUACUCACAUGUGAAGGACUAUGAGACUCAAACAGGCAGGAGUGUCCUUCCAGCAUUACAGCCAGUUUACCAGUCAGCUCCUGCAGUCUGGUCCAUAGACCUCUCAGAGAGAAAGGCCUCCCUCCUCCUAGAAGUGCUGAAACUCCAACCAGAGAAGAAACCAGUAGAGCUGAAGGACUGGUCAGAUGAAGAGAGUGAAGUGAGGAGUUUCCUUCAGUGUCUGCCCUACAUCUCACAGCUGAGCUGUGGUGAUGACAGGUUCUUCCAGACUGUGUGUGAAUCCAUCCCUGUGAAGUCCAGAGAGGAGGACCAGCAGUUGGCCUCUCUCCUCCAGGCCUUGGGCUCCACCCUGUCACUGGGAGGAGAGUUACCCAGGAAAACCUGCAGGUCUGUGGGGAGAGUCCUGGGUCUCUGUGCCUCAAGAGUGGACCUCACUCUCACCCCCAGCAAGAUCUCUCUCCAAGGAGCCGCACUUCUUUUGAGACAUGAGUCAAAGCUCCACAAGCUCAGGCUGAGUGUGGGUAUGGCAGUGAAACUGUCCAGAUUGGUUAGGAGGAAAGGGAGAGGUGCAACUCCACUGACUGUCCCAGAACUCUCCCUGGUCCUAAAGAGCAGCCAGCCUCUAGAGAGAGUGUUAUCCAGGGCUCUGAGUAGUGUGGCGUCCCUGCUGAGACUCUGGAGAGUUCAGUGUCUGGACCUGACUGACUUCUGCAUCCAGGGUCACUCUCUCAUUGCACUGCUGUGUCACCAGGGACCUCUCUCUCUCAGACUGAACUCAGACACUCUGCAGCAGCUGACUAUAGUUGUGUAUGAAGCUCAGGACAAGGACUUGACUCAGUGGUUCCUGGAGAAGGUUGGUGGAGACCUGACCUCCUGCAGGCUGGACUGGGAAGUGCUUCUAUCUCUGCUGCAGCAUUCAACCCACAACAUCACUGUGGACCUCAGGAAGAACCGGCUUCUAGAGAAGAACAGCUCAGAUCUUCUCCCCUUUCUGGGAAGGGUUACUCUCAAGAGGUUCAGUUCCAGCUUUGUAAAGUCCUCCAUCAGACAGAUCUAUGACAGUAGAGACAGUGCCUGUGUGUCCAGUUUGUUGAGGUCUUCAGACCAUUGGAUCAACCUGAACAGCAGAGAGCUGGACAGAGUGGACUGUACCGCUCUGUGUUUUACCCUGCAGCACAGCCACCAAGUCAAAGUCAACCUGCUGUGGACCUCCAUACCACCGGGGGAGAUAGAGAGCAUCCUGCCUCUUCUGGACAGAGUCUCCCAACUCAGUGUUGACAGGAGGUUACUGCUGAGUUUCCUACAGUGCUGUGCUGCCUCUCAGGUCCAGCAGGGGGAACCAUCAUCACCACCAACAGCAGUAUGGCUGCUCAGGUCUCUGCACUACAGACUGGACUUCUCCUGCUCCUCCUCUGUGGACCUGUCAGCUCAGGACCAGGGGGAGGCUCUGUGUCUGACUACUGACCAUUGCAGGGCCAUCAACUCUGUUCUGAAGCAGAACCAACACGGCACCCAGCUGGUUCAGAACCAGGUCCAGCUCAUCCUAAGACAAUGUGAGGUGGAGGACAGAGCACUGAGGGAGCUGCUUCCCAUCCUGAAUAUUGUCAAGCUGAGUCCCAGCAAAGCUCUGCUACUUCAGCUGCUGGACCUUGUGUGUGAGGGGAUUGAAGAGGGGCUGCUGAGUCAUGCAGAGUCCCUGUGCAGAGCCCUGGAUGGGGAGCUGGACCUCAGUGAGACCAGGCUGGACCAGAAUGCCUGUGGAUCUCUGGCCCUGGUUCUGGAACACUCAGAGGGUCUGUCAGAACUGGACCUCAGCCACUGUCAACUCACAGACCACCAGCUACAGCCCCUGAUCACACACCUGCAUAAAGUACAAGUCCUGGACCUGAGCCACAAUGACAUCACUGAUGCUCUGACUGACAGAAUACUCCAAAUGGUUUCUACCAACACUUCAAUACACACCGUACGACUCUUCAACAACAAAAUCCAGGACAGAAGACCCUUCCUGACAGACAAGAGAUUUGAGAUCUGGUGAAACAACAUCAGGUCUUAGUUCAGGAAGAGAAGGCUGAAUCCAGGACAGAAGAUCCUUCCUGACAGACAAGAGGUUUGACAUCUGGUGAAACAACAUCAGGUCUUAGUUCAGGAAGAGAAGGCUGAAUCCAGGACAGAAGAUCCUUCCUGACAGACAAGAGGUUUGACAUCUGGUGAUGAUAAUGUUCUAUAAUAACUCUUUGAUGUGGAACAUAAACUGAUGGAACAUUUUAAUACAAAAGACACACAACAAACUGGUUGUUCCAGCUGGAACAGUCCGAUCAUGUAUAAACUACAGUCAACAGACUCAUCAAAGAGAUUCUCUGCUACUUGUUGUGUACUUUUUAGCCAGUAGUGCUGAUAGUAACACUCACAAGUCAAAAGUGGUCCCUGAAAAUGUUGUACUACAUCACAUAUGUUCACCACGUCAUCUCUCUCUCUCUGCUGUGGCCCGCCCUGCAACCUCAUUGGAUAACCCUGGGCUGGCUUCUUGCUAGCUGUCACUCAAAUAUAAGUGGCUGAAGCUCAUGAGAUAGAACUCUAAUUGCCAGGGAAAUGGAGGGGAAAUGGUGCGGCACAGUUUCAACAAAUUGUCGCUUUCCAACUUGGGAUUUUUGAGGUAAGACAGUGAUUAUGCAUGAAUUACCUACAUAUUGAAACAUCCAGCCCAAAGUGUGAGGUUGAAAACCUCAAUUACAUAAUUACAUUUUUUGACCGUUUAAAUCAUUCAUGAAUACUUUAUUUUUGUAUUUUUAAUAAAUGUCCCAUGAGGCACUGUGUUUGUCACAGUGUUUUCUCUAAAGGUUCAAAUCAUUA
Oncorhynchus kisutch (coho salmon) is the source of this 3640-nucleotide messenger RNA. RefSeq lists its product as uncharacterized. Gene Ontology annotation, molecular function: protein binding. NCBI's taxonomy places the organism in Eukaryota, Metazoa, Chordata, Actinopteri, Salmoniformes, Salmonidae. The transcript is spliced from 11 exons. The record is from RefSeq and is a predicted model, not a curated record. The coding region runs from base 534 to 2825 and encodes 763 amino acids.